AUGACGUGGAUGAAGGUAAAAGGAAUUGUGGCACCCCAUCAAACCCAUCGCUACCCCAUCAAACCCUCUCUUCCAAAGCUCGCUCCUUUCUCUUCCUCUUGGAACAUUUCUUGCGCUCUUCAAGCCCCCGUCGUUCUGAGCGCAGAUUCCAAGCUCGUUGAGGAAUUCGAAGUGGUUAUUGAGGAUGCCAUUGAUUCUGGGGUCGAUGCUGAGGUUCUGGCUAAGAUGCUUCUGUUGGGAAUUCGAGGAAAGAAGGUUCGGACCGUGGUUCACACUCUCAACAGAGUGCAGGGUGGCGCAGUUUCUCUAGCUGCUCAUCUUAAUGGCUCUUCCAUCGAUGCCAUUGCGAAGGAAUGUAGCCGCUUGGUCACGUGCGACCAUAUUGAGGAGGCCGUUGAACUCAUGGAGGUUCUCACACGUUUCAGGAUACCAAUCAGGGGACUUGUUCAGCCGUCUGAUGUAAUUAAACGCUGUGUUCUUAAGCGGAACCCAAUUUUAGCUGUGAGGUAUGCAUGUCUUCUUCCCCAUGCACAGAUAUUGUUCUGCAAUAUUAUAUCAGAAUUUGGCAAAAGGAGGGAUUUAAUUUCUGCUUUGAAAGCAUAUGAGGUGUCGAAAAAACACGUGAAUAUUCCCAAUAUGUACAUAUACCGGGCAAUAAUUGACGCUUGUGGUCUAUGUCGUGAUUUCAUGAAAUCUAGGUACAUAUAUGAGGAUUUGCUUAAUCAGAAGAUCACUCCAAAUAUAUAUGUGUUCAACAGCCUCAUGAAUGUGAAUUCCCAUGAUCUUAGCUACACAUUAAAUCUAUAUCAAAAUAUGCAGAAUCUUGGUUUAAAACCAGAUAUGACAUCUUAUAACAUCCUACUGAAAGCAUGCUGUGUUGCUGGAAGAGUUGAUCUGGCUCGAGACAUUUAUGGGGAACUUAAGCAUUUGGAAUCAGUAGGACAGCUAAAAUUAGAUGUCUUCACCUACAGCACAAUUAUAAAGGUCUUUGCAGAUGUGAAAUUGUGGCAGAUGGCUCUACAAAUCAAGCAAGACAUGCUUUCUGCUGGUGUUUCUCUUAAUAUUGUUGCAUGGUCAUCAUUAAUCAAUGCCUGUGCACAUGCAGGGCUUGUAGAGCAGGCAAUUCAGUUAUUUGAAGAAAUGCUUUUGGCUGGCAGCGAACCUAAUACUCAGUGUUUCAACAUCAUUUUAAAUGCAUGUGUUGAAGCUUGCCAAUAUGAUAGGGCUUUUCGCUUUUUCCAUUCUUGGAAGGGAGAAAAGAUGUUAGGGUCAUUUGGUGAAGGCUGCAACAACAAUAUAGGGCAGGAACGUGUGCAUAAUGUUACUACUAUGCCAACUGGCAUUUCUAAUUCACACAUCUUGAGUUUUGCUAAGAGGUUCCCUUUCACGCCAACUACAACAACAUACAAUAUUUUACUGAAGGCCUGUGGUACUGAUUAUUACCAUGCAAAAGCAUUAAUCAAAGAGAUGGAAACAUUAGGUCUUUCCCCUAACCAAAUUAGCUGGUCAAUUUUGAUAGAUAUAUGUGGAGCAUCGGCAAAUGUGGAGGGUGCCAUUGAGAUUUUGAAAAACAUGGGUGAUGCUGGACUCAAACCUGAUGUUAUUGCAUAUACGAUAGCCAUUAAGGUUUGUGUUGAAAGUAAGAAUUUUAUGCAAGCAUUAACAUUAUAUGAAGAAAUGAAAAGAUACCAGAUACGUCCGAAUUUGAUAACAUAUAACACACUUCUGAAGUCACGUAGUAAAUAUGGCUCCCUACAUGAGGUGCAACAAUGCCUGGCUAUAUACCAGGAUAUGCGAAAGGCAGGGUAUAGACCCAAUGACUGCUAUCUGGAAGAACUGAUUGAGGAAUGGUGUGAAGGAGUAAUACUAGAUAACAGAGAGAAGCAAGGAGAAUUUUCUUCCAGCAAUAUAUCUGAAUUAGAGAGAUCCCAAAGUUUACUUCUUGAAAAAAUUGCUGCUCACCUGCUGAAGAGGGUAGCUGACAUCCUAGCAAUUGAUGUUCAAGGUCUCACAAAGGUUGAAGCUCGUUUGGUUGUUCUUGCAGUUCUUCGGAUGAUCAAAGAGAAUUACAAUUUAGGACAUUCAAUAAAUGAUGAUAUCUUGAUCGUCAUAGGAGCUACCAAAGUAGAUGAAAAUCCAGCCAAACACAUAUUAGAAGUGCAAGAGGCAAUCAUAAAACUUCUUAGAAAUGAGUUGGGACUGGAAGUUUUUCCUGCCAGAACCAGAUUAGCACUAAGUAACACACCGAAGUUAAAGCACCCCAACCUUGCAAAUCUCAACACAGAAGAACUACCAGGAGAGAAUGCUUUACCCACAACGGGGUUUCAGACCAGGAGACCUGCAAUUCUAAUAAGGUUGAAGGUCACCAAAAAAUCAUUAUACAGUUGGUUGCACAGGAAGUAA
This is a messenger RNA of Sphenostylis stenocarpa, 2403 nucleotides long. The record is from the annotation of a GenBank genome assembly. NCBI's taxonomy places the organism in Eukaryota, Viridiplantae, Streptophyta, Magnoliopsida, Fabales, Fabaceae.